AUGCCGCGCUCCUUCCUGGUGAAGACGCACUCCAGCCACAGGAUCCCCAACUACGGGGAGCUGGAGACACAGAGAGAAAUCAAUGGCUCCUGUUCUGCCUGUGGGGGGCUGGUGGUGCCCCUCUUCCUCCCAGACAGGGCGGCCCCUCCCAUUCCUGGUGACCCUGCCCAGCCCUGGGACCACACCUCUGUCAUCACCUGCAUCUCCCUGCCCCUCCCAGUAGUUCGGGGGCCCUCUGAGCCAGACCCCUUGGAAGUCAACCUGAUGAACCCUCGUACUGGCCAGGCUCCCAGCGUACCCCUCAAAGACAGCCUGAACCACCUCAACCUGCCCCCACUGCUGGUUCUGCCCACACGGUGGCCUCCUAUUCUGGGCCCAGACGGGGACCAAGCUCCAGACAGACUGCUGGGGGCUGAGCAGCCCCCCUGCACCCCAGGUGGCUUCCAGUGCAUCCACUGCCACAAGCCCUAUCACACACUAGCUGGGUUGGCCCGGCACCGGCAGCUGCACUGCCACCUGCAGGCUCAGCGCUGCUUCACCUGCAAGUAUUGCGACAAGGAGUACGCCAGCCUGGGCGCCCUCAAAAUGCACAUCCGCACGCACACGCUGCCCUGCAUUUGCGCCAUCUGUGGCAAGGCCUUCUCCAGGCCCUGGCUGCUCCAGGGCCACAUCCGGACCCACACAGGUGAGAAGCCCUACGCCUGCCCUCACUGCAGCAGGGCCUUCGCUGACCGCUCAAACCUCCGCGCGCACCUGCAGACGCACUCCGACACCAAGAAGUACCAGUGCAAGAGCUGCGCCAAGACCUUCUCCCGCAUGUCGCUCCUGGCACGGCACGAGGAGUCUGGCUGCUGCCCCGGUCCCUGAGAGGUGUGGGUCCGGUGCAGGGAGAGGGACAGGACCUCACCCUAGAGACACAGAUGGCACCCCUCUUGGCAGUCUCGUGCUGCCUGCUGCGCCCAGGGGAGCCAGGCAUCCUGGGAGGGCAGGAGCUCAGCCUCCCCUCAGGCGCGGUCCCCGCCCGCCACAGCCGGCAUCUAUUCCGAACCAGAGCAGCCCAGCGGGCCCUGAGGGGGCGCGGGGGCCCGUACAGAUCUCCCACCCCACUUACAGGGGACUUCUCUCCCGGGGACGACGUUCAGCCAAACAAGAGCCACCGUUUCGUUUUCCACUUGCUCUGGUUUUGGCUUCUGUCUCUCCAAGAGUUAGAGACUGUUGGGGGACUGUCGUGAGCAUGGACAACUCCUGUCACUAAGAUGACGAAUGGGACCGACGGCCUUUGGGUCUCUUCACGACUUCGCAUGAACAGUCUGACGGGGGCCGAGUGCAUUGCACCGUCCAGCCUGCGUGGGCAGAGGGACCUCGAGGCUCACCGCCCCUGCCUUUGGUUUGGAAUGCGGGCCACGUCGCCCCACGUCACACGUGCACACCCUACCCCAUC
Messenger RNA from Molossus molossus (Pallas's mastiff bat), 1441 nucleotides. RefSeq names its product snail family transcriptional repressor 3 (gene SNAI3). The transcript has 3 exons. Gene Ontology annotation, molecular function: RNA polymerase II cis-regulatory region sequence-specific DNA binding; copper ion binding; DNA-binding transcription factor activity, RNA polymerase II-specific. The coding region runs from base 1 to 867 and encodes 288 amino acids. Lineage: Eukaryota; Metazoa; Chordata; Mammalia; Chiroptera; Molossidae. Gene Ontology annotation, biological process: regulation of DNA-templated transcription. The record is from RefSeq and is a predicted model, not a curated record.